This is a messenger RNA of Chrysochloris asiatica (Cape golden mole), 3183 nucleotides long. It is a transcript of the gene PLEKHM1, whose product is annotated as pleckstrin homology domain containing, family M (with RUN domain) member 1. The record is from RefSeq and is a predicted model, not a curated record. Bases 1 to 3183 code for a protein of 1060 amino acids. Lineage: Eukaryota; Metazoa; Chordata; Mammalia; Afrosoricida; Chrysochloridae. The transcript is spliced from 11 exons.
AUGCUCUCAGUGGGGGAGAAUGGACUGGACCCCCGGGCUGCCAUCCCGGUCAUCAAGAAGAAGUUGGUGGGAUCAGUGAAGGCGUUGCAGAAACAGUACGUGUCCUCAGACACAGUGGUCACCAGCGAAGAUGGAGAUGCCAACACCAUGUGCAGUGCCCUGGAGGCCGUGUUUAUCCAUGGCCUGCAGGCCAAACACGUCCGAGCUGAGGCCGGAGGAAAGAGGAAGAAACGUACCCACCAGAAGCCCCUGCCUCAGCCUGUCUUCUGGCCCCUCCUGAAAGCCGUUACCCACAAACACAUAAUCUCAGAAUUGGAACACCUGGUCUUUGUCAACACGGAUGUGGGCCGCUGCCGAGCAUGGCUUCGACUGGCCCUCAAUGAUGGACUGAUGGAAUGCUACCUGAAAUUGCUCCUCCAGGAGCGGGCCUGGCUAUGCGAGUACUAUCAGCCCACAGCGCUGCUGCGAGAUGCCGAGGAGGGCGAGUUUCUCCUUAGCUUCCUGCAGGGACUCACAUCUCUGUCCUUCGAGCUCUCCUACAAGUCUGCCAUCUUAAAUGAGUGGACACUCACCCCAUUGGCCCUCUCUGGGCUUUGCCCACUCUCUGAGCUCGACCCUCUUACUACCUCUGGUGCAGAACUCCAGCGGAAGGAGUCUCUGGAUUCAAUAUCCCAUUCCUCAGGCUCAGAGGACAUCGAGGUCCAGCACUCAGGCCAUAAGAUCCGGCGGAACAGGAAGCUCACUGCCUCCUCCCUCAGCCUGGACACGGCCAGUUCAUCCCAGCUGUCCUGCAGCCUGAACUCUGAUAGCUGUCUCCUCCAGGACAAUAGCAGUAAGAGUCCAGACCGUUCUGAAGAGCCCAUGUCCUAUGACUCAGACCUGGAGACAACAAAUGCUGAGGAUUCUGACCGGUCUCUGCAAGAGGUGUUGUCGGAAUUCAGCAAAGCCCAGGUAAACUCUGUGCCAACCAACGGACCAAGCCGAGAAUCUGAGACUCCCGCACGCCAGGCCUCACUGUUGGGCCGCAGCCUCAACACCAGCACACACCUCCAGUUUGAUUUGCCUGCAGAGCCCCUUGCUGCCCAAGCCUCCUCUCGUACUCCAGAUGGUGACCACAAGCCAGAGCUGCCUGGCAUCCUGGGCUUGCCACAGCGGUGCACUGCCCUAAUUGUCCCAUCAGGGGACAUUUCAGACCGGAAGCCUUCUAGUCUUGUGAGAGAGAAGACUAGGGCAGUCUGCCCAGGAAGUGGUCCAGAGAAGCCCCUCAAGGGUGAUGGAACUGAAUGGAACCUUGCGGUGUCCUCUCCCACCAGCCCGAAAAGCAAGAGCUGGAUCUCAGAAGAUGAUUUCUACCGGCCUCCCCAGGAGCAACCCACAGAAAGUCUUUCAGAUCACAAUGUAGCUUCUUCCAAAGGUUCUCCAGAGUCAAGGCCUGCUCUCCACAAGCCUUUUUCUCAAGGAUCAAGAAAAAGCCAAUCCAUGGGGGCCUUAAACAAAGCUAGCGUGCCUUCCCCAGAAAGCAGAAAAAUCAAAGCUGCCCCCUCACAGGAUCAUAAGAACUUUUGGGUGGUGCACCGGAGACAGAUGGGGUUGUCCAACCCAUUCCGGGGCCUCCUGAAGCUGGGCACAGUGGAGCGGCGGGGAGCCAUGGGCAUCUGGAAAGAACUCUUCUGCGAGCUCUCCCCACUGGAGUUCCGCCUCUACUUGAGUGGUGAGGAGCGCACCUGUGUAGAGAACUGCUCCUUGCUGCGCUGUGAGUCUGUGGGGCCAGCCCACAGCGAUGGGCGCUUCGAGCUGCUGUUCUCUGGCAAGAAGCUGACCCUGCGGGCAUCCUCGCAGGAUGAAGCUGAGGACUGGCUGGACCGAGUGCGGGAAGCUCUGCAGAAAUGCCGGCCUCAGCACGAGGAUGAGUGGGUGAACAUCCAGUACCCAGACCAGGCCGAGGACCUCCCUGAAGCCCUCCAGGAGGGCCUCCCCUCCCACUUGGACCCCCUCUCGGAGCCUGAAGUCUUCCAGGGCACUCAAUUUGAUUGGUCAUCUGACCAAGUUCCAGAACCAGAUGCUAUUAAGGAAUCCCUUCUGUACCUGUACUUGGACAGGACCUGGGUGCCCUAUGUUUUUUCGCUGUCCUUGGAGUCUCUGAAAUGCUUCCGUGUGAAGAACAACGAGAAGAUGUUAAGUGACAGCCACGGGGUGGAGACCAUCCGAGACAUCCUGCCGGACACGAGCCUCGGGGGCCCAUCCUGCUUCAAAAUCAUUACUGCCAAGGCUGUCCUAAAGCUGCAGGCUGGGAAUGCUGAGGAGGCCGCCCUUUGGAGGGACCUGGUGCGCAAGGUCCUGACAUCCUACCUGGAGACGGCUGAGGAAGCAGUAACGCUCGGCGGGAGUCUAGACGAAAACUGUCAGGAGGUGCUGAAGUUUGCCACCAGGGAGAACGGAUUUCUGCUGCAGUACCUGGUGGCCAUCCCCACUGAGAAAGGUCUUGACUCCCAGGGCUGCUUCUGCGCAGGCUGCUCCCGGCAAAUCGGCUUCUCAUUUGUACGACCCAAACUCUGUGCCUUCUCUGGCCUCUAUUACUGUGACAUCUGCCACCAAGAUGAUGCCUCAGUGAUUCCAGCCAGGAUCAUCCACAACUGGGACCUCACCAAGCGCCCGAUCUGCCGGCAGGCCCUGAAGUUCCUGACACAGAUCCGGGCCCAGCCCCUCAUCAACCUGCAGCUGGUGAACGCCUCUCUGUACGAGCAUGUGGAGCGGAUGCACCUCAUUAGGAGGAGACGGGAGCAGCUGAAGCUUUUGGGGGACUACCUGGGCCUGUGCCGAAGUGGAGCCCUGAAGGAGCUAAGCAAAAGGCUCAACCACAGGAAUUAUCUCUUGGAGUUUCCCCACAAGUACAGUGUUGCUGACCUCCAACAGAUUGCCGAGAGUGCAUACGAAGGAUUCCUCAAGGCCUUGAUUGACUUUGCCUCCCAGCACGUCUAUCACUGCGAUUUGUGCACCCAACGGGGCUUCAUUUGCCAGAUCUGCCACCACAAUGACAUCAUCUUCCCCUUUGAGUUUGACACCACGGUCAGGUGUGCCGAGUGCAAGACUGUCCUUCACCAGAGCUGCCAGGCCGUGGUGAAGAAGGGCUGUCCCCGCUGUGCCCGCCGGCGCAAGUACCAAGAACAGAACAUUGUCACCUAA